AUGGGAGACAACGCCGCCCAAUCUGGAGCUGCCUUGGGCAUUGUGGGCCAUUUAUCUGAAUCUGCUUCCUUUCUGGCCUCGCAUUUGCCUCAGCCCCAUCCAACACUGCAAAGCAGAGCUCAAACUGUGGGCUUUGAUGUGGCCUCGGCGCAGUCAUGCAAGAUGGGCGUUUGGACGUUGAUGCAGCGCUUGCAGACUUCCGACCAGCCUGGUGGCGUGCAUUUUGAAUCGGUGCGAGUUGAAGGUGGGUGGCAAUCGUCGUUGAGGUGUCAUUGUGUUGAUCGAAGUGGAGCUCCAUAUGCAUGGAGCGGCAAAGAGUUCAAGAGCGAGGUGACAAGCAAGAAAAAGGAGGCGGAAGAGGGUGCGGCUAGCAGUUUCUUCAAAGACCCUGAUGUCCAAAGGACAGCUGCUAACCUCCCCCCUGCCAAACGACACGUGGACGCCUUGGAGUCGUGGCAAAUCAAGCGCAAUCUCCGGCCGAAGCACAAUUAG
Messenger RNA from Symbiodinium natans, 492 nucleotides. The record is from the annotation of a GenBank genome assembly. NCBI's taxonomy places the organism in Eukaryota, Dinophyceae, Suessiales, Symbiodiniaceae.